CUUUAACUCUUUCACUAAAGUAAAGUAAAUAAUGUCUUCUGUUUUCCUACAGCCACAACAGAAAUACAUCUAAGUUGGAGUCAAAUAAGAUGGUUAAGAAGAUGCUAUGAAAAACUAAUUUGAAAAGUUAUAAAACGGUUAUAUUGAAGUUAGUAAGUGUGAGGCUAGAAAUAUUUUGCUCUGAGAACUGAGAAAGCAAUGGGCUCACUUUCCUUGGUAAAGAUUUGCUUCUUUGCAAUCCUGCAAAUGACAUUUUCGUGUUUUUUGUUCUCCACAUUUUGGCAUUUUAAAAUAUUUAACCAGGAAACAAAUCAAACUUUAAACUCUUCUUCAGAACGUGAGUCAUUUUUGAUACAACAAAAAACUUACCUUAUUCUCCUUUGGACAUGGCGCUUUAAGAACCAGUUCCCAUACGACCAGUGCCCUUAUGACACAUCUGGUUGUUUCUACACAGGGGACCGCAAUUUAUACUCAGAUGCAGAUGCUGUUAUUCUGCAUCACGAUAAUGUACGUAGCUCUAGAGAUUUAUUGCCCAACAAACAAAGACCCACUAAACAAUAUUGGAUUUGGUUCUGUUUAGAGUCUCCAACUCACAGUCCAAAUUUGGCAUUAAUGAAUAACCUCAUCAACCUCACCAUGAGUUAUAGGGCAGACUCAGAUAUCUUCACUAAUUAUGGAUGGCUGGAGAAGCAUGAUUCACAUGAAAAUUUUACAAUUCCUUUAAAAACUAAACUUGUAGCCUGGGCAGUUAGUAACUGGAAUCCAAACUACCGGAGGAGCAAAUACUAUUGGGAGCUUAAGAAAUACAUCCAAAUUGAUAUGUAUGGUAAUGGCAAGAUGCUGCUCCCAAGGGAUAAUUACACAAUGACUCUUUCUACUUACAAAUUUUAUCUUGCAUUUGAGAACAGUAUCCAUGAAGACUAUAUCACUGAAAAACUAUGGAAUAAUUCACUCCAUUCAGGGACUGUGCCAGUGGUAAUGGGACCACCUCGUGCUAACUAUGAACGUUUUGUACCCCCAGAUUCAUUUAUACAUGUAGAUGAUUUUCACAGCCCUAAGGAACUGGCUUCUUAUCUUCUGGAGUUAGAUAAGGAUGAUAAAAGAUACAAGCAAUAUUUCAACUGGAGGUCUAAAUUCAAGCCAGAAGGAAUUACUAAUUAUCUAUUACAAUACUGUAAAGUAUGUAAAGCAUUGAAAGAGGCCCCUGCGUAUAGAACAAUUCCAAGCAUUGAUAAGUGGUUCAAAUAAUGCAAUCAUUAAUGUGGAUUUAUAUUAAAAAGGUUAUUUUUACUUUA
Molecule: messenger RNA, 1295 nt
Organism: Bombina bombina (fire-bellied toad)
Lineage: Eukaryota; Metazoa; Chordata; Amphibia; Anura; Bombinatoridae
Product: 3-galactosyl-N-acetylglucosaminide 4-alpha-L-fucosyltransferase FUT3-like
Exons: 1
Coding region: 199-1248 (349 amino acids)
Cellular component (GO): membrane
Molecular function (GO): alpha-(1->3)-fucosyltransferase activity
Source: RefSeq, a predicted model, not a curated record